Molecule: messenger RNA, 606 nt
Organism: Penicillium waksmanii
Lineage: Eukaryota; Fungi; Ascomycota; Eurotiomycetes; Eurotiales; Aspergillaceae
Product: bifunctional phosphatidyl-N-methylethanolamine N-methyltransferase/phosphatidyl-N-dimethylethanolamine N-methyltransferase
Exons: 5
Coding region: 1-606 (201 amino acids)
Biological process (GO): phosphatidylcholine biosynthetic process
Molecular function (GO): S-adenosylmethionine-dependent methyltransferase activity
Source: RefSeq, a predicted model, not a curated record
AUGGCCAAUCUUUCUGAUAUUGUCGAUCUCUCUGCCCCGUCUCUGGCCGUGUCUGCCGCGACGAUUGCCUUCAAUCCGAUCUUCUGGAAUAUUGUUGCUCGCGCUGAGUACAACAACCACAUCCUGACUCGCAUCUUCGGGGGACCCUACAGAGGAUGCUACUUCUUGGCUUUCACUAUCUUCGCUCUUGGAAUUUUCCGUGACCAUGUCUACCAACUCGCCCUGGCAGACCAGCCCUUCUAUGCUCCCGUGCAUCAGCCCAUCAUCGGCGGUGUUCUAUUCGCUUUGGGUUCCGUCCUCGUCUUGUCUAGCAUGUGGGCUCUUGGUGUGACCGGUACCUACCUCGGUGACUACUUCGGUAUUCUCAUGGACGCCCCGGUCACCGGUUUCCCGUUCAACGUGACCGGAUCGCCCAUGUACUGGGGAAGUACUCUGAACUUCCUCGGCGUUGCUCUAUACCGCGGCAAGGUUGCGGGAAUCCUCCUGACCGCUUUUGUCUUUGUGCUCUACUGGUUUGCCCUUAAGUGGGAGGACCCCUUCACUGCCGAGAUCUACGCCAAGCGCGAGCGCGAGCGCGCGAAGAAGCAGGGCGGCAAGAAGCUGUAA